This is a messenger RNA of Penicillium odoratum, 1707 nucleotides long. RefSeq names its product Hsp90 cochaperone STI1 (gene sti1). The transcript has 4 exons. The record is from RefSeq and is a predicted model, not a curated record. Gene Ontology annotation, molecular function: Hsp90 protein binding. Lineage: Eukaryota; Fungi; Ascomycota; Eurotiomycetes; Eurotiales; Aspergillaceae. The coding region runs from base 1 to 1707 and encodes 568 amino acids.
AUGGCUGACGCUUUGAAAGCCGAGGGCAACAAGGCCUUCUCGGCCAAGGACUACCCGACUGCUAUUGAGAAGUUCACUCAAGCUAUCGCAAUCGAAUCCGAAAAUCACAUCCUCUACUCUAACCGUUCCGCUGUUUACGCUGCCCAAGCCGAGUACCAAAAAGCUUUGGAAGAUGCCGAGAAGGCGAUCAGUAUCAAGCCCGACUGGUCCAAGGGCUAUGCCCGUAAGGGAGCUGCCUACAAGGGUCUGGGAGACCUCCUGGCCGCCCAUGACGCAUACGAGGAGGCAUUGAAGAUCGAGCCCGAGAACGCCCAGGCCAAGUCAGGAAUGAGCGCCGUUCAGCGCGCCAUCAAUGCCGAGGCCACCGCCGACGGUGUUGAGGGAGACCCCAGCGCUGGUCUCGGAGGCAUGUUCAACGACCCGGGCCUGUACCAGAAGCUGGCCAGCAACCCCAAGACCGCUCCCCUGCUUGCCGAUGCCGAAUUCAUGGCCAAGCUGAAGAAGAUUCAACAGAACCCCAACAGUGUCGGAGAGGAGAUCCGCGACCCGCGUUUCCUGCAGGUGAUGAGUGUGCUACUUGGAAUUGAUAUGAACUUCGGUGAGGGUGGUCCUUCCGGCGCCCAGGACACCCCCAUGCCUGAUGCCAAGCCUGCUCCGCCGCCGCAGCCCAAGAAGGAGCCUACUCCUGAGCCGGAGGAUGAGGAGACCAUCGCCAAGAAGAAGGCCCAUGAGGCUGGUGAUGCGGAGAAGAAGAUUGGUAACGACUUCUACAAGCAGAAGCAGUUCGACCAGGCCAUUGAACACUACGAGAAGGCGUGGGAGCUACACAAGGACAUCACCUACCUGAACAACCUUGGUGCUGCCAAGUUCGAGAAGGGUGAUUACCAGGGCGCCAUUGAGAGCUGCCAGACGGCCGUGGAGGAGGGCCGUGAGCUGCGUGCUGACUUCAAGACCAUUGCCAAGGCCUACACUCGCAUCGGCAGUGCCUACGAGAAGCUGGGUGACCUCACUCAGGCCAUUGAGUUCUACCACAAGUCUCUUACCGAGCACCGCACACCCGAGGCCUUGGCCAAGAUGCGCGCCGCCGAGAAGACCAAGCUUACCAACGAGAAGAACGCCUAUAUCGAUCCCGCCGAGGCUGAGAAGGCCCGUGAGCUUGGUCAGCAGAAAUUCCAGGAGGCUGACUGGCCUGCUGCCGUGGACGCUUUCACCGAGAUGACCAAGCGUGCUCCCACCGAUCCUCGUGGUUACUCAAACCGCGCCGCCGCCCUUAUCAAGCUGAUGGCGUUCCCUCAGGCCGUCCAGGACUGCGACGAGGCCAUUCGUCUUGACCCCAAAUUCAUUCGUGCUUACAUGCGCAAGGGCCAGGCCCUUAUCGCUAUGAAGGAAUUCAACCGUGCUCUGGACACCUUCACCGAGGCUGCCGAGCACGAUGACGGCAGCAACCGACGUGAGAUCGAGCAGAACCAGCAGAAGUGUCUGGAUGCACAGUUCAGCGCCCGUGCUGGUGAGACCGAGGAGCAGACUUCGGCUCGCAUCCAGAAUGACCCCGAGAUCAUGUCUAUCCUUCAGGAUCCUGUCAUGCAGAGCAUCCUCCAGCAAGCUAAGACUGACCCAGCUGCGCUGCAGGAGCACAUGCAGAACGCCCAGGUGCGCAUGAAAAUCCAGAAGCUGAUGGCUGCUGGUGUGAUCCGCAUGGGUCGGUAA